Molecule: messenger RNA, 355 nt
Organism: Adineta ricciae
Lineage: Eukaryota; Metazoa; Rotifera; Eurotatoria; Adinetida; Adinetidae
Source: the annotation of a GenBank genome assembly
AUGAGAAGAGUAAAUAAGGUGAUCCAAUAAAAUAUUUGUAAUCAUAUGAGACGACAAAACUUGCACAGAGCUAACAAUCGCUUUGCGACCAACACUUGUGCUGAAUUUCAAGAAGCAAAUGGCAAUCCAAUAUUCGGGUACGAACAUGUGCCUGUGAAAUCACUAGAAAAUGCAGUAAAAGGUGUCGUCCAUAUCGUGCCUAAAGUGGGAGAAUAUGUCAAUGAAGCCAUGAAAAAACGUAGACAAAAUACACAUUUAACAAGAGAUGAAUCAGCAUCAAUCUAUCUUUAUACAAUGCCAGUGGACUUCUUCCAGCGUCUUAACGAAGCGCUUCGUUUCAAGAAUCCAGAAGCAU